Dermacentor silvarum is the source of this 1684-nucleotide messenger RNA. RefSeq names its product peptidoglycan recognition protein 4-like. The record is from RefSeq and is a predicted model, not a curated record. Gene Ontology annotation, biological process: peptidoglycan catabolic process. Gene Ontology annotation, molecular function: zinc ion binding; N-acetylmuramoyl-L-alanine amidase activity. NCBI's taxonomy places the organism in Eukaryota, Metazoa, Arthropoda, Arachnida, Ixodida, Ixodidae.
UAUAUACUACUACCACAACCUCUUCCACCUCCGCUUCCUACGACUAAAUCAAACAUAAAAGUGACCACAGAAAUGCAGAAAUUCACUUCGCAACAAUUUUAGUACAGAACAAUACGAAAUACCUUUCGUUAUUUCGUAAACGCUGACCGUGAGGGGAAACGGUCGAAUUCCAGCAUCCUUUGUAGGCUAACUCAAACGUGUACCCAGGUGCAUUGUUGUACGAAGCCCGAGCUGCAAUCGAUCACGCUGCAAACAAUGUUGCCUAUAUUAGGACCACUCGCGAACUUCAGAGCGGUCGGCUAGAAGCACGUAAUGUGUUCUCAUAAAGAGGUUUGGGAACGUUUCCGAAAGCACGGUGAAGGAGCGUUUCAGCGAUGUUGCACGCACUGGCCAUCACGAUCGUCGUCGUUGCAGCUGUGCUUGACAGUGCGAAUUCAGGCGAAAAGAAGCAAACAAGCUACGGAAUAGCUGGUCCGGUUUCGUACGGCUACCAGCACUGGUACCGGGGCAUCGCCGGCGAAUGGCGGCGUCCGUGGCUGAUACCGGAUAACCGAACGCGUGUGCUGAUGAUGGUGAUGGCUUGCUCGGGCAUCGAAUUCGUGCCCCGCCAGGCCUGGGGGGCCCGACCGCCGAGGGGUUGGGACGCGCUCAGGGUGCAACCCGUGCCUCGAUUCUUCGUGCACCACACGACGGAAACGGAGUGCUUCGACUUCUGGAGCUGCUCGCAGAGGAUGCGCUACUGGCAGAACUUCCACAUGGACACCAGAGGCUAUCGACUCGCUGGCCCGACUUCGUACGGCUACUCUGACUGGCACCGAGGGCCGAGCGGCGCAUUGUGGCUUGCCCAAGUGCCCGAUGACGAGAUCCGGGUGACGCUAGCCUGCUCGGGCAUCGAGUUCGUGCCUCGCUACGCGUGGGGUGGUCGGCCGCCCAAGUUGUGGGAGAGGCUCAAGGUGCAACCAGUGCCACGGGUAUUCGUGCAUCACACAGCCGGUGGGGAGUGCUUUGACCCACGGACCUGUUCCGAGUGGAUGCGCUACAUCCAACACUUCCACAUGGACGCCAGAGGCUGGAACGACAUUGGCUACAGCUUCCUCAUCGGCGGCGAUGGGCGCGUGUACGUGGCAAGGGGCUGGGACGCAGUCGGCGCCCACACCAAGCUGCACAACGAAGAGGCACUGGCAGUGGCCUUCUUCGGCGACUUCUCGCGUCACCUGCCGACAGCCCGGGCAAUCAGGACACUCGACAGGCUCCUGCAGUGCGGCGUCGCCUUGGGCAAGAUCCGCGCUGACUACACACUGCAUGGUCACAGAGACGCCGCCUGCAGGGUCAGUCCAGGGGACGCCCUGUACGCCUUCCUCGGCCACUGGAACCACUACGGCGGGAGACUCCAGAAGUACAUCUGCGAGAAGCAGAAGGCUUACGAGCGCGAUGUGCCUACCCGAUAAAUAGCACAAUGCAGUUUCAAUUAUAAAAUGUCUCUUUGCACGCUUUUGCAGUAACGACACACAAACAGAAGGGAUAUUUUGAGAUAAGACCGAACCACGCCAAAAUUGGCUUUUAUAAAUGUUAGGCACGUUGCUGCUUCUGAAUGUAGAAACACGUACGCGAAUGUUGCGUCUUUUGUUGUAACAGGUGAAACGCAGAAAUUAUCUCGCUUAGCCACAUGCUCAAGCUAUCUGAA